Conger conger (European conger) is the source of this 3098-nucleotide messenger RNA. Its product is annotated as EF-hand domain-containing protein D2-like. Bases 202 to 900 code for a protein of 232 amino acids. NCBI's taxonomy places the organism in Eukaryota, Metazoa, Chordata, Actinopteri, Anguilliformes, Congridae. The record is from RefSeq and is a predicted model, not a curated record. The transcript has 4 exons. Gene Ontology annotation, molecular function: calcium ion binding.
UCCUGCGCCUUUGAAUUUGACAGCAGUUGGUGCCUCCUGUUUAGCAAUAGCGAGCUCUAAGUUCUCUUGUGGGCACCGUUUAGGGUGCCCUACGACCAUUUUCAAUCACAUUACAUUGUUUUAUAAACACACACAGUACUUUUCUAUUAUCACUUCCUUAUAGUGUUUAGAUAUUUGUUUUUAAUUGAAAUUACGACAACCAUGGCAUCUGAUGAGUUGGCAUCUAAAUUGACACGGCGCCUGCACAUCGAGGAUGGCACCGAGGACGCAGUGGCCGUGGAUGAGUCCGACGAAAACGGAGACGAAGAGAAGUCGACCACUGCUAAUGCUGACUGUGAACUGGGUGCCAAACUCAUGCGCCGAGGGCAGCUGAACGAAGGUGUCGGAGAACAUCAGCAGAUGAGUGAGAAGGUGUACAAUCCGUACACCGAAUUUAAAGAAUUCUCCCGGAAGCAAAUCAAAGACAUGGAGAAAAUGUUCAAACAGUAUGACGCAGGCAAGGAUGGUUUCAUCGACCUCAUGGAGCUCAAGCUGAUGAUGGAGAAGCUGGAAGCUCCGCAGACUCACCUGGGCCUGAAGAACAUGAUCAAAGAGGUGGAUGAGGAUCUGGACAACAAGCUGUCCUUCAGAGAGUUCCUGCUGAUUUUCCGGAAGGCGGCAGCUGGUGAGCUGGUGGAGGGCAGUGGCCUGCAAGUCCUGGCGACCCUUUCCGAGGUCGACGUGUCUACUGAGGGUGUGAAGGGAGCCAAGUCCUUCUUUGAGGCAAAAGUAAAGGCCAUUAGCGACUGCAACCGCUUUGAGGCAGAAAUUCGUCAGGAGCAGGAGGAGAAGAAGAAAGAGCUGGAGCAGAAGAAGGAGCGAAAGGCGGCUUUUAAAGAGCUGGCGUCAGCCUUCAAAUAACAACCGCAUCCAGCCGUCUGUCAGAUGGUCUGUCAGUCCCAUCAGCCUUGAAAUAACCAUGCCCUGUAUGUCUUUAAGCUUUUAAAUAACCAUGUUGUCUGUCUCUCUGUACGUCUGUCCGCCAGAGUGAAAUAACUCCUCUGUGUGUCAGCUUUGUCGAGCCGUCUUCCUCUUCCAUUUUAAAGAAUGCCUAUUAUGUACGUGUCAAUAGGGCGCAGGUCUGCUAGUGCUUACAUCUGCAGGCAGCAUAGCUCCAGGAUACUCAACAGUGCUUUUGUUCAGUUGUUCAGUUCCACUGUGUGUGUGACAUCCUGCACUGGAAAUUCUGUUAUUACUCCUGUUAAAGAUGAUAGCAUUUCACUGUGGUGACUAAGGCAAGGAAACUCUGUGAAUCUCAGACCUUAUUUAAACACAGACUCUCCUUGGACAAGUGCAUGCUAUGUAUUUCCUGUGGACACAAAAAAGUGUUAUUUAAAAAAAAAGAUGGCUACUUUAGGCCUUGGCUGGUAUCUGCUGCUGUAACAGAAAAAGGAAAUGUACCUUCAUAGUGACCCAUCAGCCUCUAGGGCAUGGACUAGCCUUAAGGACACUUUGUCUUUGCAUUGGUGGUGGUGGGGAUUCUUUAUAUUUUUUUGCAUGAUCACAGUGAGGUACUGACAAUAUCCCCAUGGGUUUGGGUACCCCAAUACCUCUACUGCAAUUGCCUUAAUAUAACAACUGGUGUGUCCAUGCUCUUAUUUUACUUAGUGCCCUUUUCUACAUAUCUUGAGAAAUUAUAUAACCAAUGGUGUGUGUGUGUGUGUGUGUGUGUGUGUGUGUAUGUGUGUGUGUUGGGGGUGGGGGUGCAUCUGAACUAUUUUAUACUUACUGUUCUAUGUUAUGUGAUUGCACGACUGUGGGAUUGUGGGAUAAUUAGGAGACCUUGCUCAGUUAUGCUGCAUCAUCUGUGUGAGACUGUCCAGAGACCAUCAAAACUAAGUGUGCGAAAUUGUACUUUCCCAUCCCCUGGAUGGUUCACAUGUACCUUCAUGACAGCCUCUCUCCCAGCCAACUCAGGAAAUGCUGUACAUAAGGUCUAAGUUGCCUUGCCCUGUGUUGACCACAAGAGGGCGCCCUUUCUACUGCCAGGAUAGGUUGCUUUGUGACUUCAUUUUUUCAUAAGAAGAUGAAAAAAUAGAAUAUAUUAUUUUAUAUGAUGAAAAACAUUGCUCUUUGUUAAAUUAAUAGAAAUUGGUCCACAAACUGGUGCCUUGGCCAGUCCUACCAUUAUCAUUCUGUAAUUGUGUCUGCAUUUUGAGAGCAUUACAACAAUAUACACAUUUAACCGUGACCAUUAUGACUGAACAGUCUGUUUACGGGCAGUGGCACACUUUAAAUUCGGCCUCCUGUGUGAGCCGUCCUUGAAAAAGGCCUUUGUGUACGUUUGCUGGUCUUGAUAAAGGCAAUGGUAAAGACACCUCUGGUUGCUUGGGAACAGUGAUAUUGCUUCCACAUUCCACAAGAAGAGUGAAAACUGAGGGACCGUCGGGGAAAAGUGAUGUGCAGGAACCGGGGGAUCGGUAGAGUCAGGAAGAGAAGAAAGAGCUGGGUGUGAGGCUCAUCUAACGCUGUGACACAGUAAUGCAGGUCUGAUGCAGUGAUGCAGUAAUGCAGGUCUGAUGCAGUGAUGCAGUAAUGCAGGUCUGAUGCAGUGACACAGUACUGCAGGUCUGACACUAUGACACAGUACUGCAGGUCUGAUGCAGUGGAAGGGAAUCUCUCACGUGUCAUGAUUCUACUGGUGUUUUUUGUCUUCCUGUCUGUGUCAUUCCAUUGGAAUAUUUUUGCUAGGUUUUGUUGUUUUUCUUUGGAGAAAGUUACAUACACAUCCAUUUCCCUGGCUGUGUAAUGUGUAAUGUGUCUGUUAAAAAGGAAGACAAAUGUACUGAAACAAUGCAAUAUUUGCACUUAACAGUAUGACCUUUCUCAAAUGGCCAUAAUAACAAAUCUUAUAUUUCAUGACUUUUUAUCUUGGCAUCUAUAUGCAGAAAUGGAAAUUUCCCCAAAUCAGUUUUUCUGCCGUGCUGUUAACUGAUCAUUGUUUAUAUGUUUUCUCCCUACUCUGUUAAUGUUGAUUGAAUCUUACUGGCUGUGUCUAUUUUUAUAGUGGGAUAUCCUGUGACCAUUUUAAAUGAAUAAUAAAUUGCUACUGAAUACAA